UCUGUUGGCCACAUAUUCCCAACAGUGGAGCAUCCAGGAGACAAAGGGCUCACCUGGAUACCGCCUGAAAAUCUUUCACAGAACUUGCAGCUCAGUCAGGGAAACGUUUUGGGUGGUUACUGACACUUCUGUGAUGUUUGCCUCAUCCAUUGCCUCAUUGGCUCCGUGUCUUCUGUUAACUCCACCGGCUCCUCCCAACCCCCCACCUUCUUCCUGCUUGGCAUUCCUGGGAUGGAGAAGGAGCAGUUCUGGAUUGCCUUCCCCUUCUGCAUCAUGUACGUCAUAGCUGUGCUGGGGAACAUCAUCCUUCUCAUCGUCAUCAAGACAGAGUCAAGCCUGCAUGAGCCCAUGUACCUCUUCCUGGCCAUGCUGGCCUUCACUGACCUGGUCCUCUCUACAUCCAUGUUGCCCAAAAUGCUCGCCAUCUUCUGGCGGGGCUCUGGGGAGAUUGGCUUUAUUUCCUGCCUUGUUCAGUUGUUCUUUGUCCACAACUUCACCGCAGUGGAGUCAGGUGUGCUCAUGGCCAUGGCCUUGGAUCGCUACUUUGCCAUUUGCCAUCCCCUGCGGCACUCCAGCAUCCUCUCCAUGCCGGUGGUGGCAGCUCUGGGGAGCCUGGUGCUGCUGCGUGGAGUCCUCAUGGUGAGUCCUGCCUGUUUCCUGCUCCGUAGGAAGGACUUCUGCCAUCAUCGUGUCAUCUCCCAUUCCUACUGUGAACACAUGGCCGUGGUGAAGAUGGUAUGUGAGGACACCAGAGUCAAUGCUGCUUAUGGACUCUUUGCAGCUUUUGCAGUGAUGGGAUUUGACCUUGCAGUGAUCGCUGUGUCCUACACUAUGAUCUUGAGGGUGGUACUGAAGCUGUCAGCCUCAGACACACAGCUGAAGGCCUUUAAUACAUGUGUAUCCCACGUCUGUGUCAUCCUUGCGUUUUAUGUCUCUGCCCUCUUCACAGUCCUCACCCACCGUUUUGGACACAGCAUCCCUCAUCAGAUCCAUAUAUUAGUAGCCAAUAUCUACCUUCUGUUGCCCCCCACAUUAAACCCCAUCAUUUACGGGGUCAGAACCAAGCAACUCAGGGACAAGAUAGCUGUCCUCUUCCAGAGGAGGGGAAUCUGA
This is a messenger RNA of Coturnix japonica (Japanese quail), 1113 nucleotides long. Its product is annotated as olfactory receptor 52R1-like. Gene Ontology annotation, molecular function: olfactory receptor activity; G protein-coupled receptor activity. NCBI's taxonomy places the organism in Eukaryota, Metazoa, Chordata, Aves, Galliformes, Phasianidae. Gene Ontology annotation, cellular component: plasma membrane. Gene Ontology annotation, biological process: G protein-coupled receptor signaling pathway. The record is from RefSeq and is a predicted model, not a curated record.